This is a messenger RNA of Diprion similis, 1699 nucleotides long. RefSeq names its product probable cytochrome P450 6a13. NCBI's taxonomy places the organism in Eukaryota, Metazoa, Arthropoda, Insecta, Hymenoptera, Diprionidae. The transcript is spliced from 6 exons. Gene Ontology annotation, molecular function: oxidoreductase activity, acting on paired donors, with incorporation or reduction of molecular oxygen; heme binding; iron ion binding. The record is from RefSeq and is a predicted model, not a curated record. The coding region runs from base 27 to 1580 and encodes 517 amino acids.
ACGGAUAAGAUCCGAAACAGUGAAAAAUGGCGCUCUUUUCGGUUAACCUUGCGCUCCAACUAUUGGGAAUAAUAAUAGCCAUAGUCUGUGCAGCAUAUAUUUACCUCAAGCAUGUAGCCUACAACUACUGGAGUUCCAGAGGAAUUGCACAACUGGAACCAAUAGUGCCGAUCGGUGACUUGUGGCCACUAUUGUCGGGGAAGAGAUCAAUCGGUCAAUUGAUGCGCGACGGUUAUUUUCGUCUAAGAAAGAAGCGAAUUUUCGGCAUCUACUCAUUCCACAAGCCAAACCUGGUGAUCUGCGAUCCUGACGUACUCCGGUUCGUCCUGACGAAGGAAUUUCCGCGAUUCCAAGACCGUGGUAUGUUCAGUGACGAGAAGCUCGACCCGAUGUCGGGUAACCUGUUCCUGACGGGUGGACCAAAGUGGCGGCACCUCAGGGUGAAGUUCUCGCCGACGUUCACGUCCGGCAAGAUAAAGCACAUGUUCACAAUCGUCAAGGAGAUAUCUGACAAUCUCGACAAGCGUCUGACCUACGAGGCGAAACAGAACGACCUUGUCGAGAUCAAGGAUCUUAUGGCAAGGUUCUCCACCGAUGUGAUAGCGACCGUGGCCUUCGGGAUCGAUUGCAACAGCUUGGAGGAUCCCGACGCAGAGUUUCGUGCUUGGGGACGAAAGUUCUUGGAGCCGAAUCCGCUCAAGAACGCGUUAAUGGCACUUUGUCCCUCCGUAUUGCAGACAUUGAAGAUUCCGUUCUUCGACAAGGGGGCCUCCGACUUCAUCCUGAACGCGUUUACCGACACCGUUAACUACAGGACAGCCAACAAUGUGGUGAGAAGGGACUUCCUGCAGCUUGCUAUGCAGUUGAUAAACACGGGAUACGUACAAGGCGACGACGAGGACCAUAAGGAAACGACUCAGAACUCAGUGAACGCCAUCGAUAAAAUCACGAUGCUGGAAGGAGCGGCGCAAGCUUUUGCGUUCUGGGUUGGUGGAUUCGAAACCUCGUCUUCUACAGCGACUCACUGCCUCUACGAAAUGGCCCUGAAUCAGGACAUUCAGGAAAAACUGUCCAAUGAGAUAAAUACAGUACUGGAGAAAUUCAGAGGCUUGACCUACGACAGCAUAAGCGAGAUGACUUAUCUUCACAAAGUUGUCUCAGAGACCCUUAGGAAGUAUCCUUCAGUUCCCAUCCUGAACAGAGAGUGCAAUCAGGACACUAAGCUACUCGACACUGGCCUGGUGGUCGAAAAAGGAACCCCGAUCCUCAUUCCAGUUAUGGGUAUCCAUUGGGACCCCGACAUUUAUCCUUCCCCAGAGAAAUUCGAUCCGGAACGUUUCACGGAGGAGAACAUCGCCAAGAGGCACCGUUACGCUUACCUAGCCUUUGGCGAAGGGCCCAGAAAUUGCAUCGGUAUGCGAUUCGGUUACCUUCAAACUAAAAUCGGACUCAUCACUCUGCUCUCAAAGUAUCGUUUCAAACCAGGUCCUGACACAAAAGUACCACUGCCUGCGGACACGGGAAACUUUUUACACAUGCCACUCGGUGGAGUGAUGCUACGAGUCGAAGAAAGAAACUAGAAGAUUAAAAACAUUUAUCAUCACACUUGGCUAUUUUAUUUUUUUACAAAUUUCGCAAUUUUUUUUUCCCUCCAUUCUACAAGCAGUACUAAUUAACCUACCUCUCACGUUGGACAACU